AUAAAAGGGAGGAUGAAGACAAACAUGACCCGAAAACCCGAUUUGAACGUAACCGGUCGAUUUCCUCUUCCACAAGAUAUCAGUUGCGACCAACAACAUAUACAUAUAAAUCUAUGGCAAUGCAAAUGCAAUAAUCCAAAGGUUUAAUUGAAUUAAGCAAAUCAAAAGCAAUGAUGGAGGAAGAAUUAAAGCACAAGAUUCAAGAAUUGCAGAAGCAAUUAGGGAAGAAACAAAUGUUUGAGGAAGCUGUAUCCUCUAUUAGAUCGCUUCUUCUUCAAUACUAUCCUUCUGCUUCACCAUCUCUUCGUAAUUCGUUCUAUUUGGUUGUAUGUCGGGUUGCCACCAUUUUAAAGACAAGAUACACAAUGCCUGGAUUUUGGAAUGCUGGGCUUGGGCUAUUUAUUGAGGCUGAGCACCUGGUGUCAGGAUCGGCUGAGAAGAAACAUUUGCAGAGUUGCAUUACUCAGGCACGAGAGCAGUUAGCUGAAGUACAGAAUGAAUCUCAGAAUACAACAUCAACAGAAAAUGACUCAACUAGAAGAUUCCUUUUUGAGGGGCAUCUUACUGUUGACCCUGAGCCUGAGCAGCCUGCUUGGCUCGAACAAUCUCAUAUUCUCACUGCUGCUGCGGCACUUCUUGGUGGUGAAUCCUCUCAAGGUGAUCCAUCCAAUGUUAACGAUACGGAAGGUGCUCGCAAUAUACUCGAGCAGUUGGUUGCUAGACUAGAUAAUAUGAUACCAGAGAUUCUGGAAGACGGUCCUUCUGCCCCGAGACCACCACCUGCCAGUAAACAAGUUGUGGCAAACCUCCCAGUUAAUACAGUCACAGAUGAGUUGUUGAAGCAGCUUGGUGCAGAUGCGGAGUGUGCAAUUUGCAGGGAGGAGUUAGUUGUAGAUGACAAGAUGCAAGAGUUGCCCUGCAAGCAUAUGUUUCACCCUCCUUGCCUGAAGCCAUGGCUGGAUGAGCACAACUCUUGUCCAAUUUGUCGGCAUGAAUUGCUCACAGAUGAUCAUCACUAUGAGAGCUGGAAGGAGCGAGAAAAGGAGGCGGAGGAAGAUAGGAAAGGGGCUGCUAAUGCAGUUCGUGAGGGUGAAUACAUGUAUGUAUAAUGCACAAUACUCAAAUGGAUCGAAACUGCUGCGGAGGGGAUUACCAAAUUUCUUUUAUAUAUUUAGGAUAAAACUCUCUUUGGAUUUGUAAUGUGUAUCAAAACUUUGCUGCUUUUGAAUUACUAAUCUGAGGUGCUUAAACAUUCAAGAGCAACCCAUAAUAUAUAUAUAUGGAUUAUUAUACAGUAAUGAUUUUUCAGGAUAA
Molecule: messenger RNA, 1314 nt
Organism: Solanum lycopersicum (tomato)
Lineage: Eukaryota; Viridiplantae; Streptophyta; Magnoliopsida; Solanales; Solanaceae
Product: E3 ubiquitin-protein ligase AIP2
Biological process (GO): protein ubiquitination
Cellular component (GO): cytoplasm
Molecular function (GO): ubiquitin protein ligase activity
Source: RefSeq, a predicted model, not a curated record